AUGUUCUCUUAUCCAAUAAUUGCAUUCUUACUUUUUAAAGAGUUGUCAAUUUUAGCUUCAAACUUGUGGAUGUUACGAGAUUUAGUUACUUCAAGUUCUGAAAGUAUAUUGGCUUACAUUACAAGUGUUCCUUCAGAAAUUGGUAAUGAUAAUGUCAUGAUUGCAAACGUGGAAAUAUCAUCCAAGAAAAAGAAAAUUUGA
Molecule: messenger RNA, 201 nt
Organism: Cetraspora pellucida
Lineage: Eukaryota; Fungi; Glomeromycota; Glomeromycetes; Diversisporales; Gigasporaceae
Source: the annotation of a GenBank genome assembly